Molecule: messenger RNA, 3529 nt
Organism: Chara braunii
Lineage: Eukaryota; Viridiplantae; Streptophyta; Charophyceae; Charales; Characeae
Source: the annotation of a GenBank genome assembly
AGAGUGAUUUAAUUCCAUACAUCACGGGAUAUACAUUCGUAGAUGCAGAGUGAUUUAAUUCCAUACAUCACGGGAUAUACAUUCGUAGAUAGGGCCCACGAGAAAACCUUUUUGGUUUUUCUCACCCAGACGUCGCCCGUUUGGCAAGAAGGGCCGAAUCUGUUAGGUACUCACAAGGAAACCACGGCGACUAUGACGAUGACGAUGAUGAUAGAGACGUUGGCGAUGAUGAUUAUUAUGAUGAUCAGGGCACAGAGGGGGAGGAGGAGGAGGACGGUAGCAAGCCACGGUGAAUGCAGAGAAUUCGGUAUUUCACAGGUAUUGCUCGCUGUAAUGUUAUUGACCCCAUGCCACGUGGACGACACCAACUUGAAGUGGGUCUUCGCCACAGUCCUUGCCGCUCCCUCCUCCUCCUCCUCCUCCUCCCCCCGCACAACGAUGUCUUCCUCUUAUCAGCAUUCAUCCUCUUCUUCCUCGGCAUCGGAGGAAGGUAGGGGCAGUGGCACUCCCAUGACUCACAUCUUCUCAUCCACAAUUAGGAAAGAUGAUGAUCAUCUGCAUCCUUACUCUCCACACAAUCCGUCAGAUAAGGAGCAGCAUCUGGAUCACCAUCUUCAUCUUUCUGGUCUUCAGCAUCAUCGUCAUCAUCUUCAUCACAAUGAGAAGACAUGGCAGGAGUCGCAGCGGCAACUCGUGACCGAUGAUAAAGCUGUUCCAAGUCAUCAAGCCUCUCAACCUUAUCCCUGGCCGGAGGAGUUGGCACGUGAAAUCCUUGAUGAGAAUCUAUUGAGCAUGCCUCGAGGAAAUUCGAUCAACUUGGAAAACGUUAUCGCUAGAGAUGGACGCUUGUAUGGUUCCUAUGAGAGUAGCUCCGAGGUGUGGGCCCUAUCAUUCUCACCUGCAGACUGGUCAUUGUUUUCCCUCUUGAACUAUGGGUUAUGGAAGGUUGACCUUAACAGUGGUACUGCUUCGCUAGCAGAGGGCCACUGGCUCAAUAAUGCGGGCUUCGGAGGCAGUUUCCUGCAAGCCUUCACCAUGCUGGACGACCAAAGGAAAUCGGGGAGUAGUACGUCUUUGAACAGAGUUGCGGUAGUUGCAGAGCCCUUCAACACCUCUCUCCAUGCGUACAACGUAGACCACGGUUCGAUUCCUCCUCCAUUCUCUAUUGUGCGUUACAUGCCGGAUGCUCCUGGCGAUUCGCGAUUGCUCAGUCUGGCUUGGGACUCGAACCAUAGGAUCUUGUACGCAUCGACACCCACUGUGAUAUACCGAAUGAACCUUUCAGUCAGCGAUGGCAGGAACGCCGUGCUGGAGAGGUGGGUAGGUCCUGAUCUGAGUUCAGUUGGUCUUCAGGAUGGCAGCAGUAUUCCAAGGGCCAUGAGGGUCCCAGAACCCUUCCUCAGCUCGUUCGCCAUAUCUGCUGAUGGUAAGCUCUUGUACGUGGCAUUUGCCAGGAUUUCGGCGAUAGGGAGGUUGAAGACGUCCUCCGGAGCCCUGGAGGUACUUGCCAAAACAGGUUCGCCCGAGGGUGCGGAGUUUAUUGAGCCCGUGGGGCUCGCUUUAACAUCGGACGGAUGCCAUUUAUUUGUCUCAGAGAUUGGCGGACGACUGAUCCUUGUCUCGUUGGCUUACAGUGGUGGUCCUGUGGUCUCCGUCCGAACUGUGGCCAUUGCACGUCGUCCAGAUGGGAGAAGCGUAACGGUCAUGAGAUCUCUGGCCCUGACGCAGGACGACACAAUGCUUUAUGUAGGAAGAGUUGACUACCAGAUUUGGGAGCUUGCAAUCAAUAAAUCCGCCCUGCCCCCUUGGGGGGGGCCCUACCCAGGUAACUCUUAUAGUCCUUCGCCUCCUCGUUCAGUUUCUCCUUCAGCUGCUCCUUCACCUUCAACUUCAUCUUCUCCUUCUCCUUCUCCUUCUCCUUCUCCUCCGGCCCGUCCUUCAGCCCUUCCUUCAAUGGGCGUCUUCAUUGGGACUUCGGCGGUAGUCCUGGUCAUUCUUGCUUUCUCUGCUGCCAUCGUCGAGAGCAGGCGCCACUGCUUGCAAUCCUGGUUCUUGCAAUGUGAAAGUCAGGGAAGGAGCCUAGGAUUGGUAAAUGACCCUGCGUGUCCUUGGCCGUGGUCAUCCCGCAAGGGCAGUGAUCAGAAAGGCCAGCAGCGUGUGUGCUCGACAACACGUGAUGGGCUUGAGGCUCAGUUGAGACCAGCUGCUCCAGUGAAACAGUACUCGUUCCAGGAGAUCCGAGAAGCUUGUGAUGGCUUAAGCUCUGCACGGUUGGUGGGGCAGGGGGCAGCUGCUAAGGUGUACAAGGGACAGCUAAGCAACGGGCAAGCCGUGGCCGUUAAGAUGAUGAAGGGGGAGUUCUCAGAGACAAAGUUCCGCCAGUUCCAAGCGGAGCUGGAUGUGCUGGGCACACUUCGUCACAGCCACCAGUGCAGCAUCAUCGGAUACUGUGCGGAGGGAGGGAAGUCGUUCAUCAUCUACUCCCCAUUCGCGGAGGGAGGGACGCUGCACGAUCGGUUGCACUGCGCACGGAUUGCCUCCACGGACAAUGCCCCUGAGCACCAGCUCAGCAAGGAUGAAGACUCUAAGGAGGAUGAAAACCGAGUUGAGCAUCCGGCAUGGAACCGCGUCGGGCUGGGCAGCAGCAACUCCGCCUCCAGCGGUAUGAGGAGGCCGGCAGCGCUGAGCUGGCCCGAGAGAGUCUCUAUUGCCCAGCAGAUCGGCCGAGCACUGCGCUAUCUACACGAAGAAGUAGACCCACCGGUCAUCCACAGGGACGUCAAGAGCAAAAACGUGCUGCUGGAGGAUCGAUCUACAUGCGAAGGGGGAGCAGGGAGGGAAAGGGGAGGAGAGCAGGGAAUAUGUCGGCAACGGACAGUUAGGGCUUUUCUAUCAGACUUCGGACUGGCGAAGCUGGGACAGAGCAUCUUUGGGGGUCGGUUGUGGUCAGGCUCGACUGUGGACACGUAUCACGUGGCAGGAACAUUCGGGUACAUAGCACCCGAGUACUACACCUCAUGCCGCCUUACGACCAAGAAUGAUGUGUAUGCUUUCGGGGUCGUCCUCUUGGAGCUCAUAACCGGUAGAAAACCAUUUGGCGGGUCAUUAACUGCUGACGGUGAGGGUAGGAAGGCGAUGGGGGUACACGAGGGGAGGAAAAAGGAGGAGGACAAUGAAAUCGGAUCACUGACUCUUACCUCCUGGGUGUCCAGAAUGCUCGGAGGGUCGGCACCCCCUGUUGCCUACUGGAUACGUUCAGACAUGCCAGGAAGAUCAGUCAUACCAGCGCUCACAACAAGGAUAACUAGCAGGGAGACGUUCAAGGAACGUAUUCAGCAGAUUGCAGACCCGGAGUUCCAUGAGAAGGCAGCAAUGUGGACUGGUGUGCUGUUUGCAGCAUGGCGGAGGUUGCCAUGGCCUGCAUCGCGGACAGUCCAGAGCUGCGACCGCGGAUGAGUGUCGUAAUCGAAAGACUGACCCAGCUAGAGAAUGACAGUGAUUUCCAAGGACGGUAACGGUGAAUUCCCCG